AUGUUGGUUAAUAGGGUGAUGAAAGCUGCUAGCGGGGCCCGGGUUACCCCAGUGCGUUGUAUUGGUACAAGAAGCAGAAUUUAUAAUAAGUCGCUCCCAUCGACACCAGAGAUGAAGAGCAGUGAAUCAUGGGCAGGAAACGAAUCGUCCAAUAAUAAUAGCUCAGUUAUCAGUAGAGUCGUUGGUAUGGCUAGAUCAUUACAGGAGAACACGCAGCCUCCAAUUAACAUUGCAAAGCCAUUCACCAAGAAAUUCAAUCUGAGUGAAACAUACGAUCCAUUUGAUUUCUCAAACGAUAAAAUGGACAUCGAAAAGAGAGAAAGAAGACAAGCAGUGCCAUAUGAGAAGAUGGUGGAUCCGUUCCAAAAGGCUGGUGUCGAUCCGUUAGACAUAUAUACCAUGCCAGAGAUUUUAUCGAGGUUCUUGAGCUCGACGGGCCAGAUUUUACCUAGAGAAAUAACUGGGUGUAACGCCAAAAACCAAAAGAAAUUGUCAAACGCCAUCAAAAGAGCAAGAACCUGUGGCUUGUUGUCUACGGUCCACAAGCACUCCAGAUAUCUUGCUACCAGAAACAUGUAA
Molecule: messenger RNA, 579 nt
Organism: Debaryomyces hansenii CBS767
Lineage: Eukaryota; Fungi; Ascomycota; Pichiomycetes; Serinales; Debaryomycetaceae
Product: mitochondrial 37S ribosomal protein bS18m
Exons: 1
Coding region: 1-579 (192 amino acids)
Biological process (GO): mitochondrial translation
Cellular component (GO): ribosome; mitochondrial small ribosomal subunit
Molecular function (GO): small ribosomal subunit rRNA binding; structural constituent of ribosome
Source: RefSeq, a predicted model, not a curated record